Molecule: messenger RNA, 921 nt
Organism: Vicia villosa (hairy vetch)
Lineage: Eukaryota; Viridiplantae; Streptophyta; Magnoliopsida; Fabales; Fabaceae
Exons: 3
Coding region: 1-921 (306 amino acids)
Source: RefSeq, a predicted model, not a curated record
AUGGUUGUGUUAAAAAAUUUGUUGGGUGUUACAAACAAGCUGUUCAUGGAAAAAAGUGAGGCAUCAGAGAAAGAUAUCUUAAUCAAUGCGCAUGCUUUUUAUGAACAAGAUGAAGGUGCACCAUUCAAUCUUGAGUAUGCAUGGCGGCUUUUAAAAGAUGAACCUAAAUGGAUGGGAGUAUUCACCAAAAAUUCUUCAAAGAGAACAAAGAAUUCUGCUAGUGGUUCAUACACGGCAUCGCCAAACUCAGAGACACCUUCAAGUUAUGAGUUAAACUCAUCAUCUCCAAUGGAGCGUCCAAUGGGACAAAAGGCGGCAAAACGAAAAGGUAAGGCAAAGGAAAAUGCAAAUGAACCUCCUUCUAGUGUUAUUUUCGAUACAAGGAAUAAGAGAAUGGAAGUAAUGGAAAAUCUAGCACGACUUAAGGAGGAAGAAAACAAAUUAGUCAAGGAAAAGAUGGAGUUUGAAGCAAUGCAAUUCAUAAUGUCAGACACUUCUAAGAUGAAUGAUAGUCAACGUGAAUUUCAUGAAAAACGUUGUAAUAACCUAAAGCAAAAAUACGGAUGUAUUACAGGUUCAAAUAAUGGCAUUAAUGUGCCAAACCAAUCCAAUGUGUUUAACGAUAUUUUGGAAGGACGUGCUGCUACUGUGCAAUAUACAAUCAAUGGGACUCCAUAUAACAUGGGGUAUUAUUUAGCAGAUGGCGAACGACACACAUAUGGAGGUGAUUUUGAUUACUCUUAUGAUAAUGUAGACGACACCUACUCUACAACGGAAACAUUUAACGGUCCUCAUCCGAAUCUUGCAACAAGACUACAAAGAAGAGCAACUCUUCGUGAAAAACAAGUUCAUCGCAAACUUCAAGGAGAUCUAAUCAAGCAUAUUUGGGAACGUUUUGGACAUGAGGAUGAUGUAAAUUAA